UGGGAACUAUCACUGCAGGAUGUCAACCAUGGAUCCGCACGUGGGCAGCGUUGAAAGCCAAUUACAAGAGCAACUAAAAACUAAUGGUGUUCAGUUCCUGUAAAGUGUUUUUCCAGUGUCAAUACAGACCAUUAAAGAAGUGUGUGGAAUGAGCGACAAAGGAAGGAAUAAGCAACUGAGACAGGAGUGAAGAAACCAGCUUAUGGAGGAGGGGUGUUUGUGGAAAAGCCAGUGGAAAUACAAACAGGAAGAGGCAGCAUGCAGACUCUUGACCUGAGAGAUAUAGUAAUAUUCUUGUACCUGAUUACCACCUGUGACGUAGGCCUAUCUGUCCUCAUGGAAAUUGAGAGGGCUCAGUUCCUGCUCCUUUUUACUUUAACCAGCCCCCGCAGCCUAAUUGAGAGCUAUCCACUAAUACCUCCUGCGCAAUCCUCUUAGUUUGCAUGUACUGUUUCUAAGAUGGUCACCAGGAUUCCAGUAUCUUAUUCUGGGAAAGCUCCCCCUUGGCCCUGCCCAUCCAACGUAAACACUCACUUUCAUACAGAAGGACAUGGAACCACUAAGACGGCACCUGAGUACAACAGCACCACCAGCCAAAGGAGGAAAUCCACAUUCACACAAGGAAAUGUCAGGCCUUGCUCUGGUUGAGGAUGAACUAUCUGCAAGCCACACAGGUCCCAAGGGGGUGAUCAACGACUGGAGGAAGUUCAAACUGGAGAGCCUAGACCGGGACGCGCAGCCUUCCAGCAAGCAUGAGCUCCUCCGGCAAAUGUCUUCACCGCACAGGUCCAAAGAGAAACUCAAUCGCAAGAUGAGCAUGCAGGAGUAUGAGCUGAUCAAGGACGAGGACGAGCAGUGCCUGCGCAAGUACCGCAAGCAGUGCAUGCAGGAGAUGCAUGAGCGCCUGAGCUUCGGGCCCAGGUUCGAGCGCCUGUACGAGCUGGAGAGCGGGGAGGCCUUCCUGGACGCCAUCGAGAAAGAGCACCGUCUCACUGUGGUGGUGGUGCACAUCUACGAGGACGGCGUCAAGGGCUGCGAGACUCUCAACCGCUGUCUGACCUACCUGGCUGCCGAAUACCCCAGCGUCAAGUUCUGCAAGAUCAAGGCUUCGAGCACCGGGGCAAGUGACCGCUUCUCAGACAAUGUGCUCCCCGCUUUGCUGGUGUACAAGGCGGGAGAGCUUUUGGGCAAUUUCCUGUGUGCCACCCAACAGCUCAAUGAGGAGUUCUACGCCAUGGAUGUGGAGGCGUUCCUGAAUGAGUACGGCCUGCUGCCAACAAAAUACUUGACGGCCGAGGUCAAAGAUGAGGAAGAAGCUGGUGUGGAAUGAAGCCGUGGUUUUUCAGAAUGUUUCAUUACUGUUUUUAUAGUGCAAUGUAGCAGAACCUUUGCUGUCAAAAGACUGUUCUCUAUGAACAAGCAAGGUAGGGGUGACCUUUCUAAAUCAGAGCCCCUUUAAUGACAGAAUACCUCAUCAAUGAAAUGUAAAAAGGAUAUUCACAAUGCUUCCUGAAUGUGAACAGCCUAACACUACUCAUUAUUGCUUUCAGUACUUUCAAUAUUGUCUGAUAAAUAUUGAAAUUUGUCAAACUCAUCAUUGAAAUGUAUCUUGACUGAAACUCUAAUAAGUUAUAAUAAAUAUAUAAUAAAGAGUUGUAGAAAAGAUUGAUUCUGUGCUAUAAGAAUGUAAUUACUGAUAUACAUUGUGUGUGUGUGUGUGUGUAUACAACUUGUCAAACUUGUUUCUCUCUCCCGUAGAAUUCUGGGAUGACAUGCACUGAAAGCUUAUACAGUAUGCCACUUGUACGAUAUUUCAGGAGUGUUUCCUUUGAAAGUGAUUCAGCUACUUGACAUUGGUGUUUAAAACCCAGCUCAUCACCAUGACGCAUAUUGUAUGAUUCGAGAUGUACAUGUAACAGCAGGACCGCACUUGUAAGAGAGCAUAGCCUGUGUUGUACGUGGGUGUGACAGAAAGGUGACCUAGCAGUUAAGCAAGUUAAUGCACGCUUUACAUUGCUGACUUUUUACAGUCAAGGCUCAUGUAGUCACA
Molecule: messenger RNA, 2050 nt
Organism: Paramormyrops kingsleyae
Lineage: Eukaryota; Metazoa; Chordata; Actinopteri; Osteoglossiformes; Mormyridae
Gene: pdcb
Product: phosducin b
Biological process (GO): regulation of G protein-coupled receptor signaling pathway
Cellular component (GO): photoreceptor outer segment
Source: RefSeq, a predicted model, not a curated record